Molecule: messenger RNA, 1035 nt
Organism: Tachysurus vachellii
Lineage: Eukaryota; Metazoa; Chordata; Actinopteri; Siluriformes; Bagridae
Exons: 4
Coding region: 190-1035 (281 amino acids)
Source: RefSeq, a predicted model, not a curated record
GUGGUCACUGGAGGUGAGAGCUGUCGUGCGAUUUUUUUCUGGUUUUCUCUUUCACUUUUAUCGAUAGAGUUAGUCUCUUCCGGUUUAGUAAAGAGAACAGAAAGUCAAUUGUAGUUUUUUGUGUGUUAAAUAGUAUAGUUUAAUAGACAGGUAACUUAGCCAGGUGUGUAGUAGCAGGGCGGGAGCGGGAUGGCGUCCCUCACACAGAGGGGAACGUCACCUGUCUCCCUCCGCCAUGGCGUCAGGUGUAUGCCGGCUAACGGCGUGAGUGUGGAGGAAGUAUUACUGGCAAUGGGGAAGGAGGUCGGGAACGAGAAUAUUUUCGCUGCUUCCCGCAUGAACAAAGCGGUCGUAGUGUUUCCGAGGGAGGAAAAUCAGGCGAGACACCUGACCAACACCGGCAUUGUGGCACAAUCAAUGGAAAGCGCUGAGAAGAGCCUCAAGUCAGUGUUCAAAGUUGUAAAAAAGUACAAAGAUGACUUUAAUUUGAACAAUGUCAUGGAAGGAGAUGUGUUCAUUGUGAAAGAUGAAAGAAAGGUCCAGAAGGCUGGAUUGUACACUGAUGGACAGAUCAUUCAGUUACAAGUCUUAACAGGAAUAUUCUACAACAGUACAGAGAUAAACAAGGUGAAUGUGGAGGCGUUCACUAGAGGAAAAAGUUUUGCUGUUUACAGGAAGGAGAAAGGAAUUCCUCAGUCAUUCAAGAACAAUGUUGAUGAAGCAAUGAGCAAAUGUCCAGAAACCAAUUUUCAUGGAUAUAACUGUAUGGAGUUUGUCAUGGAGCUUCUCGAGGUUUAUCUGCCGCCGAUUAAAUCAGACUGCAGUAAGAUUGCCUUUGGCACUAAACCAAAGGGCUUCAAAGUUGUCAAAAACUUCGCUGAUGACUACAACAGUAACGCAAUGCUAGGAGACCUGUUUCUUGUGCAAGGUGGACCAUUUGGCUACCUCCAAGCUGGUGUGUGCUGCAGUGAAAAAGGCCCAAAGAUUAUUCAGCUCACAGGUAAAUCUCUAAUAUCUAAAUCUCUAAAUCUCUAG